CACACACACACACACACACACACACACACACACACAGAGUCCACGUCUCUGCAGAAAUACGUACAAACAAAUCUUUCCCUUUAACUUUUGCUCCUGGCCCUGCAUGCACGGUCACAUGACCCGAGCCCUCGCUACAGUAUCACAGUUUGUAAUUGGAGCAGAUUUUCAGAAAACUGUCCCUAAUACUUUAAAAGUGUCUCCUAUAAUCAGACCCACGUAUAAUCUAUUUUACACGACGACACGGUUAAGAAUCACUGAAAAGAUGCUCCACUGUCUUUUGCCCUUUCUGAAUCUACAGGACUUAAAGAAGAGUUUGGGUCCGUAAUAUUUCAAAUGUUUUUUGUUUGAUGUCAUUUCUAUCACUGAUAUUCUUGUUAUUCUGAAUCUUUUCCCACAAUCCCCGUGUUUGUUUGUUUGUUUGUUUGUUUGUUUGUUUUCCUCCUUACGUCGUUCCUUCCGCGUUGAUUUUGGGGGGAGAAAAAAAAGCGUGCCAUAUUUCAGGGGAUGGUUUUCUAUCAUCAUGAAAAAAAAUAAUAAAAUAAGGAAACAAGCUUUGCAUGAAAAACAAAUCUGUCAACUGUGUUCAUUUUCACACGUAAUGCACGUUUCCAACACUAGAGGGCAAUAAACGUUACCACAGGUUAGGAAAAAAAAGAACAGAAAUAAUUAAAUGUUUAUUUUUUUUAAACCUUUGUGACAGAAUGGGUUUUAUUUAAAUUGUAAAUGUAUUUAAUUCUUUGCAAGCAAGAAUAUUUCAAAUCAAAGUAAAAAGAGAAAUUUGUCUCUUGCAAACAAAGGACAUAAAUAACUCAGCCUGUCCUAAAACAAACAAACAGUGAGGACAUUACACCAGACUGAAGCUGAAGCAAUUCAUCGAUUUCUAGAUGAUUAAAACAAGAUUUCCGAUUGUUUAAGCUUCUUAAAUAAACAAUGUCCUACACCAGUAAACUCCCCGCGUCCUGGAAUGAUCGGCCUCCUCCUCGAAGAGUGGAAAUAGACCUGAGUUCUCCUGGUCUGGCUGUGGUGGAGCUGGAAAAGCUCCUGUUUACGGGCAAAGCCAUCAUCAGCCACGCGGAUGAAGUGUGGCCUCGGCUUUAUAUCGGUGACCAGCACAGUGCGGAGAACAAGGCCGACCUGUGCAGUCACCGCAUCACGCACGUCCUGAACGCGGCCCACAGUCAACGCCGAGGACAGACGCACGUGUACGACAACAUGACGAUCACAUACAUGGGCAUCGAGGCUCACGACUCCUGUAACUUUGACAUGAGCGUCAACUUCCAGGCAGCGGCAGACUUUAUCCACAGCGCUCUCAGGAGAGGAGGCUGUGUGCUGGUGCACUGUCACGUGGGAGUGAGCCGCUCGGCCACGCUGGUCCUCGCUUACUUGAUGCUGAAGCAGAACCUGAGCCUGGUGGAGGCCAUUUGUGCCGUGAAAGAGAACCGCGGCGUGAUCCCUAAUCGAGGAUUCCUCAGACAGCUGAUCAGACUCCACGUCCAGCUGUUUGGCAAACGCCAGUGAAACCUGGUCCACAACACAAUAAUGUCAUAAAUCAUCGUUUUCUUUCACUUCCCUGGAUGGUGUUUUUAAUUGUCAUGAACUUAAACGUGAAAACCAUUUAUAUUCAGUCCGUUUAAACGUGUUGAGUGGAUUAAAGUUUGAAUCCGA
This is a messenger RNA of Solea solea (common sole), 1665 nucleotides long. RefSeq names its product dual specificity protein phosphatase 26-like. The coding region runs from base 931 to 1518 and encodes 195 amino acids. Gene Ontology annotation, cellular component: cytoplasm. The record is from RefSeq and is a predicted model, not a curated record. Gene Ontology annotation, molecular function: MAP kinase phosphatase activity; protein tyrosine/serine/threonine phosphatase activity. The transcript has 4 exons. Lineage: Eukaryota; Metazoa; Chordata; Actinopteri; Pleuronectiformes; Soleidae. Gene Ontology annotation, biological process: negative regulation of MAPK cascade; protein dephosphorylation.